UCAAUGCAAAACUAUCACAAACUUUUUUUGUUAUUAAUUGUCAUAAAACUAGAAUUAGAAAAUGUCUGCCCUUCAUUGGGAGGCUCGCCGAAAGCAAGCGGUGAUCGAUAGGAAAGCGGAACAGCGCAACAAAAGUGACCCGAUCCCCGAUGAAGCACCAGAUCCAUACGAAAAGCUAAAAAAAGCAAGCGUUGCUGAAGAUUUACGAUGGGAUACUGCCACACCAACUACCACUCUUUUCAAUAGGUCCCAAACAAAACUUGUGAAAAGAAAACAAGACAAUUCUACGAAUGCAAUAUCGAAAGAUGAAAAGUGCGAACCGCAUCAGGAAAAAAAUAAAACUUACAGCGCUAAGAUAAGCAAUCGUUAUUCGUCCAUUGAUUACGUUCAGCAAUAUUGACAUCGUCAGGCCUUUUCAUAUUUAUACAACACUAUUUAGGAUUUAGAAUUGAUGAAGUGAGCAUAAAAAUUGAGUUUAUUUCAAUUGAAAUAUACGAAAGAUUUAUUUAAAAUA
This is a messenger RNA of Styela clava, 514 nucleotides long. RefSeq lists its product as uncharacterized. The record is from RefSeq and is a predicted model, not a curated record. Lineage: Eukaryota; Metazoa; Chordata; Ascidiacea; Stolidobranchia; Styelidae.